AUGGUUCUCAUCAUCGAACAGUGGGGUGGGAGGAUAUACAGUGAAUUUGCAAGCUGUGCGCUGCGCGAGCAGCUUUCACUUCACGUGACGCUGGAGAUCCUGGCCGCGGAGCCCGAAUACUGCCUGAACACAGUCGUCCCCAACUGUGUUUUACGCUCUCUCAUCAUGGAUGCAAUAUUAGAACCUCUAGGAUCAGGAUCUAUCACAGUGGGAGGCUCAAAGCGCGCAAAACGUGGACCCCUGCCUCAUACCUCCAGCGAUUAUAAAGACCAUCUUCUUGCAGCACAAGCGCUUUCUAAACACCUCGACGCCAUGGGCUGCCAUCACGCUUACAUCGGCGGAUUUGCUUGGUCUUUGUUGGGAAGCACGCGACCAACACAUGAUAUAGACGUCUUAAUCGAAACCGAGGAUAUUCUAACCGUCCGCAAAACGCUUGAUAGCUUGGGCAUCCACUUUGCAAUGGAUACAUUGAAGCUAUACUUCGUAAAGGUUGGAUUCAGAUCAGCUUUGUACUCGAUGUCUAUUAUCGAAUUUCGUACUAUUGUAGAACCUUGA
Molecule: messenger RNA, 555 nt
Organism: Heterobasidion irregulare TC 32-1
Lineage: Eukaryota; Fungi; Basidiomycota; Agaricomycetes; Russulales; Bondarzewiaceae
Exons: 2
Coding region: 1-555 (184 amino acids)
Source: RefSeq, a predicted model, not a curated record